Puccinia graminis f. sp. tritici CRL 75-36-700-3 is the source of this 3919-nucleotide messenger RNA. RefSeq lists its product as uncharacterized. Gene Ontology annotation, cellular component: UTP-C complex; CURI complex; small-subunit processome. The record is from RefSeq and is a predicted model, not a curated record. Lineage: Eukaryota; Fungi; Basidiomycota; Pucciniomycetes; Pucciniales; Pucciniaceae. Gene Ontology annotation, biological process: rRNA processing; tRNA export from nucleus. The transcript has 7 exons. Bases 46 to 3579 code for a protein of 1177 amino acids.
ACGACCACCGCCAGCAACUAUCAAGAGACACUACCCGCCAUCCUCAUGUCAAUCGCAGCAAGCAAACCAGCUCAGAACGGCCUCAAGUUUUCGUAUGGCUUGAAAGAGUCUUCCCAACCAACCGUCGGAGAUGAAAACUCAGAACCUGUGGACGGGAUGGAUGAUGCCCUACUUGGCUAUCACAUGCCAACCUCCGGAUUUAAAUUUCGUCAACAGGUCUCAUCCUUAACUCAAGCCACCAGCUUAGCCUAUAGCAAAUUUCAAGACUUCGAAGCAUUCUUCCCUCUUCUCAAAGAACAUCUGCUCGGAAUCCCAUCUAGUGAGCUUGUCCCGUUAGAAACAUCACGAAAGUCGUUGCAAAAGUGUGGCGUUCGCAUUCCACUGAGUGAUCCGAUCGAUCCUGUACAAUGGAAGUUCGUCUUCAUCCCGCCUAAGGAGGUCGAUAUAGUCGGAAGUUGGUCUUUGAAGAAUGCAAUAAGUUCUAAGAGUAGAAAGAAACAGCAUGCCACGAUUGAUUUGCUUGUUCAAAUGCCACUGGGCGUCUUUCAAGAGAAGGAUUACAUGUCGAAUCGAUAUUUCCACAAACGAGCACACUACUUGGCUCAUAUCUCCAAGUCUCUAUUGCACUCCUCAUUCUCCGACAAGUUUGAGUUCAGUUACUCUUACCUGGAAGGCGAUUGCUUCAAGCCAAUUAUCAACAUCAGACCUCAGAAAGAUUCAGACUCCACCUCCAAAUGGACCGCUCGCCUUAUACUCUCUUAUCCCCAAUCAGUCUUUCCUCUCGCAAAACUCGCACCUUCUAAAGCCAACCUCAAAUCGACAUCACAUCCAUCUCCAGACUACAAUCAGUCUAUCUUGAUGGACUCAAGUGAACUCAACCUACAGCAUCACUCAUUUUUUACCCAGCUUUCUACAAAAUCACCGGCCUUCAACCAGACUUGCCAACUCAUGAAGGUCUGGGCCGAACAUAAAGUGUUUUAUCGGCAGUCAAAAUCAAACCCAGAUGAUCACCGCUUGGUUGGGUUUUCUCGGUUUGGCUGGUUUGUCAACUUCCUAGUGGCUCAUGUCCUGCUUGGGAAUCGUGAAGUGGGCCAGAAGGCCAAAAUCGGCGGGACAAUUCUACAAACUGAUCCAGCUGCGCUCUGGAAGCAUGUGAUCGAUUGGCUAUCUAAAUGGAACUCGGAAUCUAUCGUUUGCAUGAAAGUGAUGGAGGAUUCGCAUCCCUUUCCUCACGAAGAAUUCAAUUCGUUCGGUACCGCCCUAAUUGACCCAAGUGGUAUGAUUAACUUGACUACCGGGAUCCCAGUGGGCACACUCAAACUGCUUUGCACUGCUGCACAACGAACUGCAUCGCUGCUGAAAAGUGGAAAUGAUGUGUUUGGAGCAGUGUUUUCUCGGCCCUCAUAUUCUUUCGCUUCAAGCUUUGAUUAUCAUUUCGUCGUUAGGAUUUCGAGUGAGGACAUUGAAAGGUUGUGUCAUGAAGAGGAACGGAAAACUCUUCUCAACGCCCUGCAGAUUCUGUCGCGCAGUCUUCAACUUGCUCUUGGUAAUCGAGUCACCGGCUUUGCCCUUCUUCGCCAGCUCCCCGAAAUAUCACUGAAAUUCUAUCAAAAUCGCUCAAAAUCGCUUCCCCCUGCGCCAAGUGAAUUCACCGUCCUGCAAGUGGGACUAGUCUUGGACUCGGCCCAUGCCUUCAAUUUGGUCACAUAUGGCCCGUCACCAGAUUCAUCCCCCGUCGAACUCGAGAAAUUUUGCAAGUUUUGGGGUGAUCGAUCUGAUUUGCGGCGUUUCCAAGAUGGUUCAAUCAAACAAUGUGUCAAUUGGGAAGUUCACAAUCCGCUGGAACGUAUGCAGAUUAUCAAACAGAUCAUACGCUGGCUUCUUAUCCGAAAGCUCGACUUUAAAGAUGAUCAAAGUGUGGUAUGGGAUCUUAUCGGCCACUUUGAUGAUUUCAUUCAGGAAAAUCCAACUCAAAUCACGAAGAUUUACGAGAAAGAUCCUAUAGAAAUCGGAUUCACUAAUGUGAUGAAGGUUUUCAACGAAUUUACCAAAGAACUGAAGGCUUUAAAGGAGAACGGCUUGAUACCUCUCUCGAUCACCUCAGCGCAACCUGAGUCGGAAUACCUACGCUAUUCUUCAGUCUUUGUUCCUGGCCCUCGACGCCUGAAGAAUUAUCCCCAUCAACCUACAACCACGAAGUAUCUACCAAGCCUUCUGUGUCAAUUGAAAUUCGAAAGCUCGGGGAAAUGGCCAGAGAGCUUAGAAGCCAUCCAAAAGAUCAAAGCGGCGAUGUUAGUCAAGAUUGCUGAAGCGUUAGAGCAAUCCGGACAAGUCGUAGAGUCCACAAUUGUGUUUGAUCACAAGGCACUACCGAUCGCUCAGAAUGUCGCAUUGGAUGUUCUUCAUUCCUCAGGAUAUGCUUUCAAAUUAGUGAUCUGUUACGAGCGGGAAGAAAUGUUACUAGACGAAGCUCUGGCGAUCGAUACGAACGAUCGGAGGGAGACCCCAGAAUGUAAAACUUCUUGGUUAGUUGAAGCACUUGGGAGCUAUCGCAAGACGUUUAUCUACUCGAGGAAGCAUCACGAUGCUAUCACUGCCCUCCAGUCAAGAUUCCCUUCGUUUACUUAUACAGUUAGAUUGAUCAAGCGAUGGUUCAGUACCCACAUGCUACUAUCCACGCAUGUAUCGGUCGAAUUAGUCGAAUUACUAGCCUCGGUGGUAUACUUACUUCCAGAGGACGAGCAACCGCCAACAACAGGAUCGUCAGGAUUUGUACGCUUUCUGAGGUUUCUAACGCGUUGGGAUUGGAAAAACGAACCGUUGCUCAUCCCGCUUCAAUCGUCUAUCGGGCUGCCUUCCAACGCACUGACUCACUUUCCCGUCGAGUCACUGAAAGCGGCCCUGCAGAGCUUCCGGUCAACUCGGAAGAAGGAUCCCGGGUUCCACCGAUACACAUACUUUGUUGCGACUGAAGAUGAUCUGGAAGGCUCGAGAUGGCUGCUCAGCACAAGCGGCGGCCCACAAGAGGGGAAGACUGCAAAAACCAUCCUGCGUCCCACCCGGCUGAUCUCAGACCGACUCCAGACGCUUGCCAGUGCCUCGCUAGAGGUCCUUGAGCCCAGCUUGGAACUUGGGUCCGUCGGCUUUCAGCCUAAAACACUCUUCAAAAGCCCGCUCAAGCACUUUGACUUCCAUCUCAUCCUCGACCUUUCAUGCUCUACUCGUCUCCAUCAAUCUGUCGAUCGAGUCUGUCCGGACUCAGUCCCGUCCGUUUCUACGCUCGAGACCCGGCCUCAAAUUGAUGAUGACCCUGUAUUCGAAUUCUUCAAGGAAUUGCAGUUGAUAUAUGGAGAUUCGAUCGAGUUCUUCUAUGAUCAAUUCGGGGGGCCUUUGAUCGGUGGGGUAGUGGACCGACGGAUCAUCACUCGAGUAUCGAAAGCUACCCCCAAGCCUCGCGAAAAUAAUGGCCACAACAGAAACAAAGCUGUGUUUGAUCUAGACGCUUGUCUCCUGCAAAUCUGCAACGGUGUCGGCCAAGGCUUGGUCGCUAAAGUCUUGAAAAAAGACGUCGAUUAUUAGGUCAACCUUCUCCCCCCUCUCUCUCAAAAAAAACACUUCUUUUUUUUAAUUGGAUGUCUGGAGAUGUGGUUGCCCCAUAGAAUUAAAGAGGGUUUGAGCAGACUGAAGAACUGAACUUAUCGAAAGAUUUCCCUGUUACCUUUUUGUAGAGUUCAGUUUUAUUUUUUGUGGGUUCAGUUCUUUACACAGCAACCAUGAAGGAUGUUCUUUGGCACAUGUAUGUUUGCAUGGUCCACAAUCAGCACACACCAGUUCAGGUGCACAUAUACUUAUGUAUGGUGAUCAUGAUCUGGGGGGUACUCUGACCUGAUUUACAAAAAAUGCCCAGCAAACAAACAAG